Molecule: messenger RNA, 1857 nt
Organism: Penicillium manginii
Lineage: Eukaryota; Fungi; Ascomycota; Eurotiomycetes; Eurotiales; Aspergillaceae
Product: TolB family protein
Exons: 1
Coding region: 1-1857 (618 amino acids)
Source: RefSeq, a predicted model, not a curated record
AUGCACUGGCUAUUUCAAGCCGUUGUAAGCGCAUCAACCCUCCAUUUAGCAGCGGGGGUACCGGCACCACCCAAGCCAGAAUCAAUUGAGGUAAUCGAACUACCUUUGCCUCCCGUGGUACCAACAAAUGAUACAGGUGCAUGCGAUACUUCCAUAAAUCCUCGACAUACUGGAUGUAUUGGGAGAACAUCAGACUUCUUUCAAGCAGGUGAUUUCGCACCUGAUGGAAAUCAUAUUGCUGCCACUGUGGAAUUCAUCGGUGCUCCCGUCGCACCACACCCGGCUAGCAUAUUUACUGGGAAACAACUCAUUUUGAUCAAAACAAACGGGGAUAGGUUUAGCACGGGCGACCCCUGGAAAUGCUUGAGCUGCGGUGUACCAUCGAGAAAUGCACGCUCCCUCGACAACGCCAGGGAUUAUCCACACAUUGCCAGAAAUGGCCAACAGGCUCUUUGGGGACACAAUAUCUUGGAUUGUGGAGAUAUACCACUCGUCAGUGAGCGAUGUACACCGGAUAAAGUGCACAUAUACCCCAUAUAUUGGCCAACUGGCGCCAACAGCUCCGGGAUUCCACGAGAGAUGCGCAUGCACCCUGACGAUAAACAUAUGGGAUGGAGUGCAUUUACGAGUGGGGGCCAAAAUGCAUACUAUGGCCAACUAAAAUUCAAUCAAAGCCCAGAAAAUGGCACACUUCGGGUUCCACGAUACGACUUAGUUGGCGUAAAUCUUCUCGCUAAACCCAAUGGCACAGCACCCAUCAUGGCUCAGGGAUCGGAGCUGAAGAUAUACGAGCAGGCUGUACAUGUUGGUGAGCUACGAGGAUUCAGUGGCGCUGGAGAUGAGAUUCUUUACAUCGGGCCAACCCGUGAAGCAAACAACAUCGACCUUUUUGCUGUUCAUAUCAUUACUGGUGUAGUCCGCCGUCUCACCAGCCACCCCGAAUAUGCUGAUCCAAUCGCCUUUUCUCGCGACAAUCAGUGGUUUGUGACAAUGGAUACUCGAGGAUCAAAUCGUCAAAUGUGGAUGUCGGGAAUGCGACAUAUUCCUCCUCUUGUGGAUCUUGUCACAGUCACAGCUGCUGCGUCUACUCGCAAUAACGGGGCACGUCGAUUCUUUCAACCGAUCCUCAUCGACAGAUAUGGUGAUCGCGGUGACUAUUUUGGUCAACAUGUCAACUAUGCGGGCAAUGGAACAGGCGGUAGUGCCAACGAUCCCAACUGGAAUGGAAAGGCCGAUCCAGCAUUUUCUCCAGAUGGCACCCAUAUUGUCUACUGGCAGAGCUUGGUUAUUCCACCUGCAUGUGGAGGAAGCAACCCAUUGCGGUGUCCAGUCUCUACUGCCCAAGGGGGUCGGACUUAUCGAGUCAUGCUAGCUCAUUUAGCGACUCGCAAGCCCAUCGCCCCGGUCCCCGUUUUCGACGCUCCAGAUACGAUUCCAUGGGCUACACAAUUCCUGCCGGGAGCCAGACUUCCCAGCGUUUACUCUUUGCCCCCUGGGAGCUACACUCUCCUUGGGAAACAUAGUGGAAUUGCAAAAACGAGGAUAGUCAAGGAUCUUUUGCUUGACAUGAUCAAAAUGGUCUCGGUCGAGUAUAGCAACUUUUCAGAUGAUGGAAAGCACUAUCUCCACGGUCACGAAGCUGUGACCUUGGAGCUUUCGGCUUCUGAUCCCUGGUUAAACCAUAUUGAUUGGUAUUCUGACAUUUUGCAAACUGGUGCUACUAACGCUUCGAAGAAGACUAGCCCCGAUGGCUUCCAUCUCACAAUAAAUGCCCUAGAAAAUAUCUUCGAGGCUAAUGGGACAUUGACUACUAUUGUGAAUGGAGUUGUAUAUAAGCAGCCACUAAAUGGAGCAUAG